CGGUUUUGCAUUAUAUUGAUACGCCGUUUUGAUUUUGUUGAUACGCGGUUUUGUACUUUAAACGACGAUAUGCAUAUGAAAGGCUAAUUGCGAGGUUGCAACAAUACAGAAAAUUUAUACAAAAAAGUAGGUUAGCUAAAACCUAAAAUUUUAAUCAACAAAAGCUAAGAUACCAAAUAUUUACAUAAGUAAAACCACCAGAUGUAUUUCCCAACUACUUAUUAAUCCUAAACAAUAUAUCCUAAAACAACCUUCGUUUACUGCAAGCAAACUUUAUUAAUCGUUCUACAAAUAGCUGUCCCUGGCAGCCACACAAGAGUGUUCAGCUCUCGUUAACCGCUUGCUACCGACACCCACUUGUCAUGCUCGCACGCCCGCAAAAUUACCGACUUAACGCACAGCUUAUUGUACAAUCACUUACGGAAGGAGGAACACUCAACGCAAAACAACGAAGCAUCAAAAGCAAAAACAAUACCCAUUGAUACACUUAAAUAUAUAUUUACCUACAUACACAUACAUACAUACUUAAAUAACUUAAGCGGUUUCGUUGUCAAUAGUCACAAAGCCAAAGUCAAGCCGCAAUCAUGUAUGGCAUGGUUCUUGAGUCCGUUCAACAUUUCAUUCAAGAGGAAUUUGGUGAAGAUAUUUGGCGGCAAGUAUGCCAAAUUAUCGAUUGCCGCCACAAUACCUUCAAAACGCAUCAGAUAUAUCCUGACACGCUAAUGCCCGAUAUAGCUGCCGCAUUGUCUGCGCUUACAGGGAAAUCUUUCGAUUGGUGUAUGUCCUUCUUUGGCAAUUGCUUUGUGCGCUUCUUCACCAACUUCGGCUAUGAUAAGAUGAUACGUGCGACGGGUCGCUAUUUCUGUGAUUUUUUACAAUCCAUCGAUAAUAUACAUCUCCAGAUGCGUUUUACAUAUCCGAAAAUGAAAAGCCCCUCAAUGCAGCUAAUAGAGGUAGAUGAUGAUGGUGCGGUGAUGGUGUAUCGCAGCGGACGUACAGGGUUUUCGAAAUACUUGAUGGGCCAGUUGACGCAAGUAGGACGCGAAUUCUAUAAUUUGAAUGUAAAGUGUUCGGUGAUUGAAAGUCAAAAUGACAUAAAUGGUGGUAUUGCUGGGCCCAUUAAAUUAAGCCACGAACCAUUGACGGUGAUUGUGAAAUAUCGUUUGGACUUUGAUAAUCGGGAAUAUAUGGCAAAGCGUGUUAAUGUGGUGGCCCAUCCAACGCAACAAAUAUUACCAAAAGUCAAUAUUGACAUAUUUUUAGAUCUUUUCCCCUUCACUGUUUUGCUCAAUCGUGAUAUGGUCAUUUCGUCGGCAGGUGAAAAAAUCGUUGAUACUUGGAUACUUCAUAAUCAGGGCAAGAGCCCCUCCCAGUUUCUUGGCUCUCAUCUCAUGGACAUUUUCAGAUGCCGCCGUCCCAAGGACAUCAAGAUCAGUUGGGAUCAAAUUAUACAAAUGCGUUAUGUGCUUUUUGAAUUCGAACUAUUACGCACUGGCCGCAAUCAGGCAGCUUACGAUGCGCUUAUGGAUCACAAUUUAGAAAAGGAGGUGAAUGAAGUUUUGACUAGUAGUGAGGAAAACUUGUUGAAUGUCGACGCGAAGGAAGAUAUCGAUCCACUAACUGGUAAACGUAAAAUUUCACAUGGCAACAAGGCGAUAUUAUUGAAAGGCCAAAUGUUUCACCUCAAAGACAUCGAUUCACUUAUUUAUCUGUGCAGUCCACUCAUCGAAAAUUUGGAUGAGCUGCAUGGCAUUGGCCUAUUCCUGAAUGACUUGAACCCGCACGGCCUGAGUCGUGAGUUGGUAAUGGCCGGCUGGCAGCAUUGCUCCAAAUUGGAAAUAAUGUUCGAGAAGGAAGAGCAACGCUCUGAUGAAUUGGAAAAAUCAUUAGAACUUGCCGAUUCAUGGAAACGUCAAGGUGAUGAAUUGCUCUACUCCAUGAUACCGCGUACAAUCGCCGAACGUAUGCGUAACGGCGAGGAGGCUAUUUGUCAGUCUUUCGAGGAAGUCUCUGUCAUAUUCAUAGAAGUAAUGAACAUCUAUGCUGGCGAUACGAAUGAUAUACGCGAUGCCAUGACAGCAGUAACCACAUUAAAUACCGUUUUUUCCGCAUUCGACCAAGAAAUAAUUUCACCAUUUGUAUAUAAAGUGGAGACGGUGGGCAUGGUUUAUAUGGCUGUUUCGGGUGCCCCCGAUAUAAAUCCAUUGCAUGCAGCGCAUGCAGGUGACUUCGCUUUGCGUGUUGUAAAGAAGGUCAAAGCUUUAGAGAUACCCGACCUGGCUAUAAGGGUGGGCAUAAAUUCGGGUCCUGUGGUGGCGGGUGUAGUGGGAUUGAAAGUGCCGCGUUAUUGUCUCUUCGGGGACACAGUGAAUACGGCCUCACGCAUGGAAAGCAGCAGUGACCCAUAUAAAAUACAAUUAUCCAAUUACACAGCAAAGAAAGUGCGUGAGGCAGGCUAUAAAAUUGAAUCGCGUGGCUUUGUAAAGGUUAAAGGUAAAGGUGAAAUGGAAACAUUUUGGCUUUUGGGUAAACCGGAUAAGAGCAGAAAUAGUGAGGAAAAAAUGUGAAAACUACAAUUCUGCAUAUGAAGGCUUAAUAAAAAGCAAUGCUUUGUCAAAUUUACAAAAUCUAUGUUAAGCACAAAACUUUGUUCUUUGAAUUUGAUGUAUCUUAAAAAAUGUCCAAUUAAAAAGAAAUAUAUGGCUAAUAUGCUUUAGUACCGAAUUUUUAAUGACGAUUUCCAUUAUAAUUUUGGCAACAUCCUUCUAAUCUUUCUAAUCCUACUCAUAUUUCUGAGCUUGUGAGCUCGGAUGACUGGGGCUCAAUCACGCGAAAAGGAGUAAACGGAAUUGAAUGAAAUUUUUCACAUACAUACAUGUGCAGAUGUUCUAUGAUCUAGAUUGAAAAAUAGGCUACCUCUUUAAAAGAAUUGCACAUGUUAAAAAGGUUAAAUAAAAUGAA
This is a messenger RNA of Rhagoletis zephyria (snowberry fruit fly), 2961 nucleotides long. Its product is annotated as soluble guanylate cyclase 89Db-like. The record is from RefSeq and is a predicted model, not a curated record. Gene Ontology annotation, biological process: cGMP biosynthetic process; response to oxygen levels. NCBI's taxonomy places the organism in Eukaryota, Metazoa, Arthropoda, Insecta, Diptera, Tephritidae. Gene Ontology annotation, molecular function: guanylate cyclase activity; heme binding. Gene Ontology annotation, cellular component: guanylate cyclase complex, soluble.